Aspergillus steynii IBT 23096 is the source of this 1415-nucleotide messenger RNA. RefSeq names its product glycoside hydrolase family 27 protein. Gene Ontology annotation, molecular function: hydrolase activity, hydrolyzing O-glycosyl compounds. Gene Ontology annotation, biological process: carbohydrate metabolic process. The record is from RefSeq and is a predicted model, not a curated record. NCBI's taxonomy places the organism in Eukaryota, Fungi, Ascomycota, Eurotiomycetes, Eurotiales, Aspergillaceae. The coding region runs from base 1 to 1347 and encodes 448 amino acids. The transcript has 7 exons.
AUGGAUUCAUUCCGGACUCUCGCUGGGAUCCUCCUCUCUGCUGCGGCGGUAGAAGGACUGGUGAGGCCGGGUGGUGUGGGCCGCGUCCCCGCCCUAGGCUGGAACUCCUGGAACGCCUUCGCCUGCGACAUUAACGCCACCAAGGUGCUGACUGCCGCGCGGCAGGUCCUGGACCUGGGCUUGAAGGAUCUGGGAUAUGAGUAUAUUAAUAUCGACGACUGCUGGUCCAUCAAAAGCCAACGAGACCCCGUCACGAAACGCAUGAUUCCCGACCCGAUCAAGUUCCCCGACGGUAUCUCCGGCGUCGCAGAUGAGAUCCAUCGGUUGGGACUGAAGGUGGGGAUCUAUAGUAGCGCCGGGACCGAAACCUGCGCCGGCUAUCCCGCCAGCCUAGGCUACGAGCGCAUCGACGCCCAGACCUUCGCCGACUGGGGGAUUGACUAUUUGAAAUACGACAACUGCGGCGUCCCCUCCAACUGGACCGACCUCUACACCUACUGCGUCCCCGACUUCACCAACGGCAACCACUUCCCGAACGGCAGCUGUCCGGACCUCGAGAUGCCGGCGCCGGAAGGGUACGACUGGCGGGAAUCGAAUACGGCGCGUCGGUACCGGAGGAUGCGCGAUGCGCUGCUGUCCGUGAACCGCACGAUUGCGUAUUCCCUGUGCGUCUGGGGUCAAGGCGAUGUUGGGACCUGGGGCAAUGAGACGGGGAAUUCGUGGAGGAUUAGUGGGGAUAUUACUCCAAGCUGGACGCGCAUCGCCGACCUCGCGAACCAGAAUACCUUCCUCCUCAACGACGCCGACUUCUGGGGCUAUCCGGACCCGGACAUGCUAGAGGUCGGAAACGGGAACCUGACGGUAGCCGAGAACAGGGCGCAUUUCGCGCUGUGGGCGGUCAUGAAGGCGCCGUUGAUUAUUGGGACGCCGCUCGACAAAAUCUCCCCAGAACAUGUGGCUAUUCUCAAAAACAAAUACCUGAUCGACUUCAACCAAGACCCCGUGGUCGGGCGGCCCGCGUACCCGUUCAAAUGGGGGUACAACGCAGACUGGACCUUCGACCCGCUUCAUCCGGCGGAGUACUGGUCCGGGGACUCGUAUAAUCUGGGCGGAACGCUGGUUCUGAUGCUGAAUAGUGAAGAGGAGACGGGGCUGCGGAGGGCGCGGUGGAGCGAGGUUCCGGAGUUGGAGGUCUCGAAGGAUGAGAAGGGGGAGGGUGGGGAGGAGGUCGGGUUUGAGGUGAUUGAUAUUUGGUCCGGGGAGAAUUUGGGGUGUGUGAGGGGGGGGAUUGCGAGGGAGGUGCAGGGGCAUGAUGUUGUUGGGUUUGUGGUUAUGAGGAGGUGUUAGUUUAUGGGUUUGUUUUAUUUGGGGAUAGGGUUGGAGAUGGAUGGAUGAAAAAGGCAAUCAAAUGCUAU